Fomitiporia mediterranea MF3/22 is the source of this 2250-nucleotide messenger RNA. RefSeq lists its product as uncharacterized. The transcript has 7 exons. NCBI's taxonomy places the organism in Eukaryota, Fungi, Basidiomycota, Agaricomycetes, Hymenochaetales, Hymenochaetaceae. Gene Ontology annotation, cellular component: nucleus; replication fork protection complex. The record is from RefSeq and is a predicted model, not a curated record. The coding region runs from base 1 to 2250 and encodes 749 amino acids. Gene Ontology annotation, molecular function: DNA replication origin binding; single-stranded DNA binding. Gene Ontology annotation, biological process: DNA replication initiation; DNA replication.
AUGUCAGGCAAAGAUGAAAUUAAGCGUCAGAUAGCCGCUCUCCAAGCUAAACUUGCCGAGGCCCCAGAUUCCCCACCAGCAAAGAAACGGAGGACCGACCCAGUCACAGUACUUGCACCUUCAACGCCAUCUCGAAAGAAAAAUACUACUCACGAUGCCGUUCAGAAACCCACGGAUCUGUCUCGAAAGGUGCAACGAACGCAACAGUCGAAAUGCCCAAACGUCGCACAAGGACAAUCGACCACCUCACGUGUUGCCUUGAAGCAAGAUGAGCGGGCGAAUAGCUCAACGCCUGCAACUUUUAUCUCGCAGCUUAAGUCAAUCAACUCCAAUAAAGGUGAAGGUCAUGAGCGUGCGGCCCGUACGGACGGCUUCGAAGAGAAGCCCGCCCUUGCACCGACGAAUUCAGAGACAACUACAGCACCAGUUCGGGAUGACAGACUCGCUAUAGUAGAGGACCUUGUGCCAGGGCCAGUCGACCAUAAACCCGCUGCGGAUGAUCCAGACUUCGAGAAAUUAGAACCCAAUUCUGGAAUAAGAUUGAAAGAAAGGGUACUUCCGCACGCUGCGCUCCAGGAUCAUCUGACCGGGCGUUACUUUCUGCCACCAUCUCUACUAUACUCUGUUGUUCGCCUCCAGCCAAACAAACAAGGCUAUGACGUCCCGGUCGAAGGCGACUGGGUAACAAUAGCUGUUGUCGCGGACCGCGGCGAUGUCAAAAUCACUAGCGGACCCGGGACUUCGACUUACAGCAAGCGUCCGGAGGACGAAGAUUCUGGCAAUUCCGAGAAGAAGAACAACCCGGAAAGGAAGAAAUAUGUCCACCUCAAACUCAUUGAUCUAGGCCAUCGUUCGCGGUCCUCGUCUUCCGCGGAUUCACCUAGGGGGACUUUGCGUGGCGAUGCGCAGUUAUCCUUACUAUUGUUCGAAUCCGACUAUUACGACAAACUAAUAGACAAGAAUGGCAAAAAGGAGUCUGUACGGAAACUAUGGCGUGGAGGGAGUGGCGGUGCCUUUGAGGAGUGCUUCCCGAGAUUAAGGGAAGGCACAGUCAUCGCUCUCCUCAAUCCGAAGGUCCUAAAGCCUUUCGCGAAUACUAGGAAUCCUUCGCCGACUUCUUCUAUCCUAGCUCUCACACCAUCCUCUGCAUCUGCUGUCGCCGUUGUCGGCUACGCUGCUGACCUGGGCAAAUGUACCGUACAACGGCGAGAUGGGAAACCCUGUGGUGCCUGGGUUGACAGGCGCGUCAACCGUGUUGGGGCCAACUCAACGCAUGCUGAAGACGUAUGUGAAUAUCACAUUCAGGCUGCGGUGCAGCGCGCAAGGUCAGGGCGACCGGAGUUCUCGGCUGGGACGUCUGGAAUGUCGACGACGGCUAAUAAACGCAAGGCAACGUACGAUCCACAACGGCAAUGGGGUCUGAAACCCGAAGCCGCAAAUCGCGGAGUGGAUGGUGAGACAACAUAUGUCGUCGGUGGACUUGUUGCAUCGUCCGGCAGAACGCAGACCAUUAGUAAUGUUGGCGAGGUGAUGGGGCGUGAGGAGCAGGCCCGUGCCCGCCGAAAGGCAGGAGUGAGAGAGGACAAAGCAUUGUCCGAGCUCCUUGUCAAUGGUAAAACCCAUUGUGCGAGAGGUGACAGUGGCGAUACAUCGAGGGAGGCACUGGCUGUGGUGAACAGAGCGCGUAUGAUGAUGUCGAAUGCCCGAAAAACCGGCUUCGAUGAGUCGGAGACAAACAGUAAGGGGAAGGAUAAUAUUGCAUCAACGGAGGGAAAUGACGUUGAGCGACCUCAACGAAAGACAUAUUCCGCUGAGAUGGUCAAACGCCUCGGUUUCAAUCCGACGGCCAAGCCGUAUGGCCAGAUUGGUUCUAGAAUGAGCGCGAAGAAAUCGGAUGCGAUAAAUAAAUUGGCAAGUCACGACCGUAAGAUUCAGCUGGGACCACCUCCAGGACCUAAAGUACGUUCUGGAGUAACUGCACCACCUUCGUCGUUCACGAAAACUCUGGCGACAAAUACAACGGCCAACUCGGCAACUGCCAGGCUGGAAGUUGGAACUGAUGAUCAUCACGCUCUGGAUCCAAUGACCUGCCGUCCCAGUGUUCUACACGGUACUUUUAAAAAGGAUGUCAUCAGCGGAGCUUCCGACCUAACUACCAAGGUCGAAAAUGAUUCGGAUAGCGACCUUGAAAUCGAACCUCUCCAGGCUCAAUGGACAAAAGGCAAGACAGAGCGGGACAUGUAUAAUUAG